Molecule: messenger RNA, 1152 nt
Organism: Tetrahymena thermophila SB210
Lineage: Eukaryota; Ciliophora; Oligohymenophorea; Hymenostomatida; Tetrahymenidae
Product: kinase domain protein
Exons: 14
Source: RefSeq, a predicted model, not a curated record
AUGUUUGGAGUUGAAAAAAAUAUAUUUACUAAAAAGAAGAAAGAUGUUUAAUUCACUAUGCAAUUCAGCUAAACAGUUGACAACAAUGAUUUGAAUAAUCUUUUAACUAUGUUAAAGCCAUAUCAUAAGAAGAUAGAAAUAUUUUUUGCUGAACAAAUAUAGUUCAAAUCUUCAGCAAUACAAAAAUUUGGAGAAAUAUUAAUGUCUAUAAAAAAUAUAAAUUAUCUUCAACUAGUUAUCAAAAAAUGUGUAUUAGAAGGAUUAGAAGAGAUAGAACAACUGGCUUUAGUGUUACAAAAACUACAAAUUUAAGAAAUAAACUUGGUUCUUUAAUAAUCGAAUUUGAGAUAGUAAGGUUAUAUUAAAUUAAUAUAACUAUUUUCUUCCAAUAAAACUGUGAAGGAUCUAUCUUUGGAUUUAAGUGUAAAUUCUUUAGGACCUACAGGCUGUUCUUAGGUAUGUCAAUAUCUAAAAAACUUUGAAAAUAUACAAGUUCUCAGUCUUAAUUUAGGAUCAAAUACAAUUAAACAAUCUGGAGCGAUCGCUUUAGGUUAAGAGCUUUCUAAACUUUAAUCUUUGAAAGAACUAAAUUUGAAUAUAUCUUGCAAUAGCAUAGGUUAAGAUGGAAUAAAGUAAAUGCUUAAUAAUAUAUUAAAAAUUACUGCUUUACAAACCUUAGAUUUAAAUUUAAAUUAAAAUUUCUUAUCUGAUUUUGGAGCUAAGCAGAUAGGUGUUGAAUUAUUUGCUUCUAAAUUAUAAAAAGUGUCUCUAGAUUUAAUGCAUAAUUCUUUAAGUUAAUAAGGAAUAAUUGAAUUUCUAACAUAAUUAAAUUUUUCGUAUUCCCUAAUUACUAUUUCGCUAAAUUUAAACGAAAAUCAAAUAAAAAAUGACUCAAUAAAUGUAAUACUUGAGAAUCUUUCUCAAUUGAAAAGAAUCAAAUUUCUAGAAUUACUUUUUAGUGUUGAAAGAAAUACUGAUACUGAAUAGUAUAUAUAGUUUGGUAGAGCUUUAAAAUAAUGCCAAUACUUAAAUGCUUUAAAAAUAAAUGUCUGUGAUCAGUCAAAGUUUAUCUAGCAUCUAUAGUAAAACAAUUCAAUUCUAAGGUAUAUGCUCAAGUCCAAAAGAAUGAUUUAAUGUUAUGCUUAUUCAUGA